Molecule: messenger RNA, 1107 nt
Organism: Bacillus rossius redtenbacheri
Lineage: Eukaryota; Metazoa; Arthropoda; Insecta; Phasmatodea; Bacillidae
Product: synapsin-1-like
Exons: 3
Coding region: 1-1107 (368 amino acids)
Source: RefSeq, a predicted model, not a curated record
AUGGCGAGAGAAACAGAGAGAGACAUCCAGGCCAUACAGAGUGCAACAGAGACCAUGAUGCAGUGGAGGCCCAACCCCACCCUGGCGGUGCUGUCACCAGAAGAUGCUGGAGUGGUGGUGCGGUACACUGGCCCGCCAGCACCGCCGGACAGAUCCGCCCAGUCGCCGGGGUCGCGGGAAUGCAACCUUGAGCCACAGGGCCAGUCGCGGCUGACCUGGCGGCAAACCGACCGAGGGGAGCGACGCGGAGGCCCGACAGCCCGCGAAGAGCGGCCUCCCCGCUGCAGGUACUUUCCAACAGAAAUGUACCACUGGCACCGUGAAUGCCCCAUCAAGGCUGCCGGAGAAGGGGAAAACGGAGGGGCGGUCAGCGCCGGCCCGACGGGCCGUGCCUCGAGUCUUCGGCGAGCUCCCCCGCUCGCCCCACAUCAUCGGCAUCCCCGCCAGCAGCUGCGGGCGCCAGUGAUCUACCACCCCCGCCUACCUGACGUCGGCGGGGGCGGUCAGCGCCGGCCCGACGGGACGUGCACCGAGUCUUCGCGGCGGCCCGAUGGGCCGUGCCCCGAGUCUUCGGCGAGCUCUGCCGCUCGCCCCAUGUCGUCGACGUCCCCGCCAGCAACUGCGGGCUCCAGUGAGCUACCGCCCCGCCCACCUGACGUCGACGGGGGCGGGCUGUUCCCCGAGUCUUCGGCGAGCUCUGCCGCUCGCCCCACGUCGUCGGCAUCCCCGCCAGAAGCUGCGGGCGCCAGUGAGCUACCGCCCCGACCACCUGACAUCGGCGUGGGCGGUACGCGCCGGCCCGACGGGCCGUGCCCCGAGUCUUCGGUGAGCUCUGCCGCUCACCCUACAUCGCGGGGGGCCUCGACAGUAGAUGCGGGGCUAGAGGAUAGGCUGUCCCGGCUCGGGUGCAUGGGUCCUGAGGAAGGCAGUCUACUGCGCAUACCUGUCCGGGUGGACGGCCGGGAACUGGAGGCGCUGGUGGACACCGCCGCCAGCCACAGCUAUAUUGCCGCCCACCUCGUCGCCGGUGCUGACGUGACAGCUGAGGCUGGGACAGUCCUGCUGGCCACCAGGGGAGCUUGCGCGUUAGCCAAACGGACGCCAUAG